GUUCAGUUGGCGGCGCUCGGAGAAAAAACAAACGAGAAGCGAAACGAAGAGCUAUUGAUCAGGAUCAGAGAUGCAGUCUGGACCAGAUCCUCCCGGACCGAAGUCAGUCAGAAGAUCUCCUCGUCUGUCUCCUCAGUGCGGCAGCAGUAAAGGAAACGAGGAGAGGAAAGGAGGAGGUCUGCAGGAGGCGAAGAGGAGAGGGAAGAUGGAGAGAAGCAGAGAGGAGGACGAGGAGCUGAGCGACAGGUUGCAGACGCUGGAUCUGUCCAGCAGGACAGCAGCCAGUGGAACAGGUCUGGUUUCCUCUGAUAUCUUCACCCAUCAUAAGAACCUGUGGGACUCCAGUCAUCCGGAGAGUCCAGACCGAGUCACGUGCAUCAUGGAGGAGCUGCAGAGACAGGACCUGCUGUCUCACUGCAUCAGAGUCGAGCCCAGAGAAGCUGCAGAAGAGGAUCUGCUGCUCGCUCACUCGAAAGACCAUGUGGGUUUGAUGAAGUCGACUCAGGCGAUGACAGAGAGUGAACUACAAACUCUGUCUGAGAACUACGACUCGGUUUACCUUCAUCCUGAGUCCUUCCAGGUGUCUCUGAUGGCGGUGGGUUCGGUCCUCCAGCUGGUUGAUCAGGUGAUGACCUCUGAGCUCAGGAACGGAUUCGCUGUCAUCAGACCUCCAGGUCAUCAUGCUCAGUCCAACAUGGCCAACGGUUACUCUAUUUUCAACAACGUGGCGAUUGCAGCUCGAUACGCUCAGAAGAGACACUCGGUCCACAGGGUGUUGAUAGUGGACUGGGAUGUUCAUCACGGUCAGGGCAUCCAGUACCUGUUCCAGGAGGACCCCAGUGUCCUGUACUUCAGUGUCCACAGGUAUGAACAUGGGUCUUUCUGGCCUCACCUGUCGGAGUCAGACUGUGGGUUUGUGGGCAGCGGCCGAGCUGUAGGCAGAAACAUCAACCUCCCCUGGAACAAGACGGGGAUGACGGACGCUGAUUACAUCGCAGCUUUUCAACAACUGCUGCUGCCUGUGGCCUACGAGUUUCAGCCUCAGCUUGUUCUGGUCUCGGCUGGAUUUGACGCUGCUGUCGGAGAUCCGAAGGGGGACAUGUGUGUGAGUCCUCAGUGUUUCCAUGUUCUGACUCACAUGUUGAUGAGUUUGGCAGAAGGUCGACUUGUUCUGGCUCUUGAGGGAGGUUAUAACCUGCAGUCGACAGCAGAGAGCGCCGCGGCGUGUGUCAGAGCUCUGCUGGGAGGAGCCUGUCCUCCUCUGACUCCGCCCACCGCUCCAUCUGACAGUGCUCUACAGUCCAUCUCUCAGACUGUCACCGCUCUGUAUCCACACUGGGCUUCUCUGCAGACACUGGAAGGCGGCCCAUUGGCUGACGGGCGUGUCAGCAGAGCAACAACCAACCAGCAGAGCACAAAGCAGAGUGGCCCCGCCCCCUCCGUUCCUGCUACAACAGGUCUGGUUUAUGACGAGAGGAUGAUGGAGCACAUGAACAUGUGGGACAGACAUCACCCUGAACAGCCUCAGAGGAUCUUUAAGAUCUUCUCCAAACAUCAGCAGCUAGGAUUGGUCGAUCGUUGCCAACGGAUACCAGCUCGCUUAGCUACAGAUGAGGAGCUGUCCAGGUGUCACAGCGUGCAGCACAUUGAGCAGAUGAAGGCCACGGCAGCGAUGAAGCCCAGAGAUCUGCACAAACUGGGACUCGAGUUCAACUCGAUCUACAUCAACAACCAGAGCUACAAGUCGGCUCUGCUGGCUGCCGGAGGCUGCUUCGCUGCUGUGGAGAGCAUCCUCACGGGACAGAUGAGUAACGCCGCGGCCAUCGUUCGUCCACCUGGUCAUCACGCAGAGAGAGAUUCUCCGUGCGGUUUCUGUUUCUUCAACACGGCAGCGCUCGCCGCUCGCCACGCCCAGAAAAUAUCCCAAGAUGCACCGCUGCGGGUCCUCAUCUUGGACUGGGACGUUCACCACGGCAACGGGACGCAGCACAUGUUCGAGGACGACGACAGCGUCCUGUACGUCUCCCUCCAUCGCUACGACAACGGGACGUUCUUCCCGUCUUCUGAGGACGCCGCCCCAGACAGGGUGGGCGUGUCCAAGGGGGCGGGGUACAACGUCAACGUGGCGUGGAACAGCGGGCGCAUGGGCGACUCAGACUACCUCGCGGCCUUCCACAGCGUCAUCAUGCCGAUCGCCACCGAGUUUAACCCCGGUCUGGUUCUGGUGUCGGCCGGGUUUGAUGCAGCUCGCGGGGAUCCGCUGGGCGGAUAUCAGGUGACCCCUGAGGGAUACGCCCACCUCACACACCUGCUGAUGUCACUGGCCGGGGGGCGGGUCCUACUCAUACUGGAGGGAGGUUAUAACUUGUCAUCCAUCUCUGACUCCAUGGCGAUGUGCACUAGCAUGUUGCUAGGAGACCCUCCUCCCUCCUUGGUGACGCCCCUCCCUCCUCCUCAUCACAGCGCCGUGGCAACGAUCAACUCCGUCAUCCGACACCACGCCCCCUACUGGGCGUCGCUGAGGAUACACAUCCCAGAGGCUGUGCGGGCGUCCCUUCCCGCCCUGAAGCAUCGUGGGAAACGUAGUUCUAAAGGAAAAGGCAGGAAGUCAGAGCCGAGCAGCACGGACAAACCGCCGCUGCCCCCUACAGGACUGGAGGACACAACGACGGAGCGGGGUCUGGAGCAGCUCACUCAGGGAUUGGCCGGUUUGGACAUCAGUCAAGCCAAUCGCACUUCUGCUACGUCCACCCCUGUGGGCGGGGCCAGGCCGAAGGUCCGCCUCAUUCUCACCUGUGAAGGGGAAAUGAAGGCGGAGCCAGGGGAAGUGAAGGCGGAGCCAGGGGAAGUGAAGGCGGAGCCAGGGGAAGUGAAGGCGGAGCCAGGGGAAGGGACACCUGAGCAGAGCCAAUCAGCAGAGAGCACGCUGCCACAGCCUCAGGCUGUUGCCGUGGCAGCGUCAGAGUCGGUUGCCCCCAGAGACUCACCUGCAGGUGGGGCGGGGGCGGAGCCAGAGACAGAGGGAGCGUGUGGUUGGUCGAAGCCGAAGACGUCUCUGGAGCUGACGUGUGGAGGACAGACAGACACCCCUCUGUACGUGGUGGACCCCCUGUCCUGGUGUCCUCACCUGGACGCCGUGAAGCCCCUCCCCCCCCAGGUAUCGAUGUCUUCCAGUCGUGUCAGGACUGCGGCUCGGACGCUGAGAACUGGACCUGUCUCACCUGCUACCAGGUGACCUGUCUCCCUCUGUCU
Messenger RNA from Perca fluviatilis (European perch), 3252 nucleotides. RefSeq names its product histone deacetylase 6 (gene hdac6). Lineage: Eukaryota; Metazoa; Chordata; Actinopteri; Perciformes; Percidae. Gene Ontology annotation, molecular function: histone deacetylase activity. Gene Ontology annotation, biological process: chromatin organization. The record is from RefSeq and is a predicted model, not a curated record. Gene Ontology annotation, cellular component: histone deacetylase complex.